UAACCGGAAGCGCCGUUGCCCGGCAACGCGCGCGCGAGGGGUGCCGGGAAGGAACGGCCGCGGCCUGCGCGCCCCAUGGAGCCGGGCCUGGACCUGGAGGAGCGCACGGAUUGGCUGCUGCGGAGGAGCUACGCCCUCCUCCAGCGGGGUCCCGCCCCUCGCCCAGGCCCCGCCCCCGCCCCCUGCGCUGGCCCCGCCCCUUCCGGGGACCCCCUCCUCCAAUGGCGGCUGCGGAGGAGGGCGGAGCCCGCAGAGGAGCCCCAAUGGGGGCGGCCAUGUUGGACAUCACGUGACCGCUCGGAGGCGCCGAGGCCUUUGGGGAAGGACUCCCGUGAGCCCUUGCGGCUGGAGCCGCGCUGGAGGCCAUGUGACCCUCGUGGUGAGCCACAGCCAAUCGGGAGCGGCUCCCAGGAGCCGCUGUGGGGGCAGCCAUGUUGGAUGUCACGUGACCCAUGGGUGGCGCCGAGGCCUUUGGAGGACUGCUCCCAUGAUGCUUUGCGGCAGGAGCCGCCUGUGAGGUCACGUGACCCCUGCGAGUCACCGCAGCCAAUCAGGAGCAGCUCCCAGGAGCCGCUGUGGGGGCAGCCAUGUUGGAGGUCACGUGACUCGGUUGAUCCCACAAGGCCUACAGAGGACAGCUCCCAUGAGCCUUUGCGGCAGGCGCCAUGUUCGAGGUCACAUGACCCCUGCGAGGCCUCACAGCCAAUCAGGAGCCGCCCCCAGGAUGCUUCGCGCCGGGGGACGCCAUUGCAGGAGCGCUGCGCCCACGGUGCCGCGCGGGAGGAGCCAUCUUUGAGGUCACGUGACAGCCAGGAGGCACCACAGCCAAUCAGGAGCGGCUCCCAGGAUGCUUUGCAGCCUAUCAAGGACGGCACCCACGAUGCUCCGGUUGAUCCCAUCCUGCGGCUGCUCCGGCGCCGGCGCCGGCUCCUGUGGCAGAGCCUGAGGGCCGUGGACUCCGUCCUGGCGGCGCUUCCGGACAACAGCCACUGAUGGGGACCAAGAUGGCGGCCGCGGCUCGGGACUACAACUCCCAUCAUGCACCGCGCUGCCAUAGAGCCUCAGUGAUGCUCCACUUCCGGGACUACACCUCCCAUGAUGCUCUGCGGUGUCCAUAGGGCUCCGCUAUGGCGGCGCCCAGCCCGGACUACAGCUCCCAUCAUGCCUCGCGCGUCCCUUUGGCACCCGUUGAAGCUCCACUUCCUGUACUACAGCUCCCAUCAUGCGCCGCGGGCAGGAUGCGCCUAUUGGCCAAGCCCAGGCGCAGGGGGCGGGGCUUGAAGGAGGUGGGAGGGACCUCGGGGGCUGAGGUCCUGGAAGGGCCAUAGAGCAGGUCCUACGGGGAUAACGUGUAAAUAAAGCCGGUCCUACGUUAAUUAUAUGUAAAUAAGAGUGCUCUUGCCUUAAUUAUAUGUAAAUGAGGGUAAUCUUAUGUUAAUUACAUGCGAAUGGAGUUGAUCUAAUGUGAAUUACAUGUGAAUGGGGUCUACAUUAUGCUACUUACAUAUGAAAUGACACGGGAAUUAUGUUAAUUACGUGUAAAUGAGGUCGAGCUUAUGUUAAUUACAUGUAAAUGAGGCCGAUAUUAGGUCAAUUGCAUGUAAAUGAGCUCGAUAUUAGGUUUAUUUCAUGGAAAUGGGGUCAAUCUUAGCUCAAUUACAUGUAAAUGAGGUUGAUCUUAGCUCAAUUACAUGUAAAUGAGGUCGAUAUUAUGCUAAUUACAUGUAAAUGAGAUUGAUAUUACACUAAUUACAUGUAAAUGGACCCGAUCUCAUGCUAAUUACACACAAAGAAGCACGACACCAGGCUAAUUCCACGUAAAUGAGCUCACCUUUAUGUUAAUCAAACAGACCCGACACCACUUCCAAGCCCCAAACCCACCUUUAACCCCCGCCCUCCACAGGCUCCGCCCCCUCCGGCUCUAGC
Molecule: messenger RNA, 1926 nt
Organism: Strigops habroptila (Kakapo)
Lineage: Eukaryota; Metazoa; Chordata; Aves; Psittaciformes; Psittacidae
Exons: 5
Coding region: 76-993 (305 amino acids)
Source: RefSeq, a predicted model, not a curated record